UUUUAGAUCCUUCCCUCACUCUCAAUACAAAGACACCUAACCACUGCAAACAAAAGCGAAGCCAAAGCGAAUAAAAAAAAACAAAAAGGAAAAUCUUCCUCUUGUUUUGCUUGAAUGGAGAUUUGAGCUCUGAAAGUACUGCAUUUGUGAGGUAUUUGCAGUUUCUCCUGAACUUCGAGAAAUGGGAAAAUCACCGGGAAAAUGGAUUAAGGCUGUGCUUUUUGGAAAGAAGUCUUCCAAAUCUGGUUAUCAUAAAGGAAGGGAGAAUGUUGCCAAUGUAAACGAGGUGUUGGUUUCAGCCAGGGCAUCAGAAGCUGAAGUCCCUGUGGCUCCUCCCUUCCCUUCACAGCUUAAUCAAUAUGCUAAUGAGAGAAAUGAGAGAGAUGAAAGGAAAUUAGAACUGGAAAACAAGGAGGCUGCAAAUAUCUAUAACGAUGACAGGAUAUCACUACCAGUGAGUCAAGGCAUAGGUUCUCAGGAAUCCACUCUUCAAGAUUUCCAAAAUGAUCCUGAAAGAAUGAAGCAAAAGCAAGCAGCAACCAUCGUUCAGGCUGCUUUUAGGGGUUACCUGGCUCGCCGAGCAUUCUGGGCCCUCAAAGGCAUUAUAAGGCUGCAGGCACUUAUUCGUGGUCACUUGGUUAGAAGACAAGCUAUUGCUACUUUGUGCUGUGUGAUGGGGAUUGUCAAGCUACAAAGUCAUAUUCGUGGAGUAAUGGCCAGACGUUCUGAUGGUGGUCUUGAAGUGCAUAAGAAAUACAAUCAAAUGAACCUCUGGGAAAGCAAGCCUGUGGUUUCUCUUGGAGUGAAUAUGCCUGCACGCAUUGGAAAGUUGUCUGCAAAUGCUUUUGUUCGUAAGCUUGUUGCUUCAUCACCUCCUGUAAUGCCUUUGCGCCUCCAUGAUGACACUGGGGAACCAAAUUCAGUCUGGAACUGGUUAGAGCGCUGGUCAGCAUCCUGCUUCUGGAAACUGGUUCCUCAACCAAAAAAAGCCUCUAAGUUGCAGAAGAAACAAGCUAACGGUCAAGUUGUUGAAACUGAUUCAGGUCGACCAAAACUGAGUGUUCGCAGGAUUCGUCCUGCAAAUCUGGAUGGUGGCUCGGUUCAAGCGACCUCUGAAUUUGAUAAGCCCAAGCGUAACCUGAGGAAAGUUUCCAGUCAUCCAGCCGAGAUGGCAGUGCAGGAAAACCCACAAAAUGAGCUUGAAAAGGUUAAACGCAACUUGAGAAAGGUUCAUAACCCUGUAGUAGAAAAUUCAGUGCAGUCACGGGUUGAACCUGAUAAGCCAAAGCAAAGUUUGGAGAAGUUCUCAAGCGCUACUAAUCCAGAUGUUGUGGAACAGAGUCUGAAUAGUUUGGCUGAGAAGGCAAACAAAGAGAUGGCCUCAACAGUGAAUAGCUCAGCCGAGAAGAUGAAGAAUGAGAUGGCCAUGACAGUAAAUAGCUCCACUGAGGAGAUGAAAAGAGAGACAACUUCAAUAAAGAGCUCAGCGGAGAAGAUGAACAAAGAGACAGCCUUGAAAAUAAAUAACUCAGCUGAGAAGAUGAUGAAAGAAACAUCAUUAAAUAGCUCAGCUGAGAAGAUGAGACAAGAGACAGCUGCAGAAAAUGGUUCAGCUGAAAAGAUGAAGAAAGAGACAGCCUUGACAGUAAAUAUCUCAGCUGAGAAGAUGAACAAAGAGACAGCCUUGACAAUAAAUAACUCAGCUGAGAAGAUGAACAAAGAGAUGGCCAGGACAGUGAAUAGCUCAGCUGAGAAGAUGAGACAAGAGACAGCUACAGUAAAUGGCUCGGCUGAGAAGAUGAAGAAAGAGACGGCCUUGACAGUAAAAAGCUCGAACGAGAAGGUGAAGAAAGAAACAGCCUUGACAGUAAAUAACUCAGCUGAGAAGGUUAAGAAAGAGAUCGCUUCAACAGUGAAUGGCUCAGCUGAGAAGAUGAAAAAAGAGACCACUGUGGCAGUUUCGAAAUCACCUGACAUUGAAACUAUGCUGGGGCCAUUAGGGAGGAAUGAGACAUCAGAUUUAUUUCAUGCAGAUCCUUUUGUUGCUGAUUCAAAGCCUUCGAUAGAUAGUAUCGUUAAGGAUGAAAAUAAUCCCAUAGCAAACGUGGAGCUGAACAGGAAGGGCGAUUCAACCAACAAUGAGAAUCAGAAGUCUGGCAAGAAAGCUUCUAAUCCUGCAAAACAAGAUCAUACUGAGAAUGGGCCUCAAAUCAGUCCUGCACUGCCAAGCUACAUGGCAGCAACUGAAUCUGCCAAGGCUAAGCUGAGACUGCAAGGCUCUCCUCGAUUUAGCCAGGAUGGAGGUGAAAAACAUAACCUCGCUCGUCGCCAGUCCCUGCCAAUUUCAGCCAAUAGUAAAAUCAACUCACAGUCACCAAGGACGCAGAGACUGGUUCAUGCAGGGAAGGAAGGGAGCAAAAGCGACAGACCACUGUCAUCCAGAGACAGAAAUGCCAAGGCGACUCAAGUAGAGUGGAGGAGGUGAUCUUAUUGAGAUUUGAGGAGUUGUUGGCACUAUUAGGUUCAAGAUUCAUAUGCUUUGUGGUGUAAAUUAAUAGAACUUGCUUUGAAACUGAAACCGGGUCGAUAGGAUGUGUGCGCGGGUUGAGUGCCUCUGAAAAUUCAAUGUUUCUCAGUGUUUGUGAGUGAAUUUGAGUGUAAAUCAAUAGAUUUUGAACUUUCAAACAUGCCGCAAAAUAAUCAUCGUUGUGAUAAAUUGCUUCAUUUCGUUUGUUUCUUCUAAA
Molecule: messenger RNA, 2744 nt
Organism: Gossypium raimondii (Peruvian cotton)
Lineage: Eukaryota; Viridiplantae; Streptophyta; Magnoliopsida; Malvales; Malvaceae
Product: protein IQ-DOMAIN 31
Exons: 8
Coding region: 182-2485 (767 amino acids)
Molecular function (GO): protein binding
Source: RefSeq, a predicted model, not a curated record